AUGCGUAUCGAGAAACACGCAUUGGAUUUAAAUAAGAAUUUACAUCAAUGGACUUUUCCAAUCGGAGUUCUGAUGGAUGGUUCCUGUGAUGGCAUUCCGAGUGUUCUAGAACAGGCCUCAAGAUCAGAAUUGUUUGAUGACGUGCACAUGUGGCUGAUAUUUGAGAACUUGAACGAGAAACGUAGCGGCGGUGUCCGAAUAGAAAAUGUGUUACAAAAUUUAAAUUUAAGCAUCAAUACAGACAUCGUCGUGGCUCUGAAUACAGAGGAGACAGAUAUCCAACUAAUGGAUGUAUUUAACUUCGGGAAGAUCCAAGGUAACAGUUUAGAGAAGAAAUUCAUAGGAACAUGGAGUCCGGGAAGAGGUUUGAACAUUUCGUUGAGCAGAUUCAAAUAUUAUGAUCGUUGGGAUUUGCACAAUUUGACGCUGAGAGCCAUAACCGUGGUUUUAGGAGCACCCCAGGGCUAUGAUCCCGAAAUGAUUUUAGAACCUGGAUAUGACUGGCGAGUAGCUUUAAUAACAAAGUCCGCUGCCCAGUUGCUCGCUAUUAUUAGAGAAAAUCAUAAUUUCAGAUUCAAUUACACUAUAGCUGAUCUCUGGGUUGGAUCUCCAUUGAAGAACAGUACUUUGGGUGUGACCAAUUCAAUAUACUGGGGCGAGCAGGAUAUUUCUUUUACAAGCUUGAGAAUGUUCUCACCGUGGAUGGAAUGGGUUGAUCCAUUCUUUCCACCGACAACUAAAUUGGAAACGAAAUUCUUCUACCUCAUUUUGGACAAGGGUGUAGGUAACUAUGAGAAUCGUUUUCUUACACCAUUAUCAUCUGGUGUAUGGUGGUGCACAGCGGUGGCGAGUGUAGUCUGCGUUGCAGUGUUAGCUGUCACGGCUGUCUUAGAGGAACGAGAUGAACCAGGACUAUAUGCGUUAUUCAGCGUCUUUGCUGUUAUUUGUCAACAAGCCUAUGAAGAUGGUGUACAGCUAUUCGAUGAAUUUUCAUCCAGCCAAGGUCGUCGCCUUAUUCUUCUUGUAGUGGGCUUAAUGAGCAUGUUGCUAUAUAACUACUACACUAGUAGCGUCGUCUCGUGGCUACUGAACGCCGCCGCACCCACCAUGUCAAACAUAGAUGAACUUAUUGAUAGCGACUUCGAGCUAGUCUUCGAGGACACUUCAUAUACCAGAGGCUGGCUAAAUAAUCCUGGAUUUUUCUACUAUAGUGGUUUGAAAAAUCCUAAAGAAGAUAUACUAAGAAAUAGAGCGACGGUCACAAAGCGCACUACGAAACUGUUGCAGACUGCCGCGGAGGGGAUGGAGCUCAUUCGUUCAGGAGAUUACGCUUUUCACACGGAACCUUACACAGCUUAUCAGGCGAUAUCCAGGAGCUUCAAAGAAAAGGACAUUUGUGCUCUUGGCUCUCUACAAAUUAUGAUUCCGGCGAACACUUAUAUUGUAGGACAGAAACGAAGUCCGUAUAAGAAAUUCUUCGUUUGGAGUCUAAUGCGGCUCCUGGAACGUGGCCAUACCUCCGCUGUGCGAGCGCGAGCCAGUGGCGUUACACCAACCUGUUCCGGAACUGUUCCAAGAGCACUCGCUCUGGGACAAGCUGCACCAGCUUUUGCAAUCCUAGCUCAAACUGCUUUUGUGUCCUUCAUCAUUCUAUUAUUCGAGAUAUAUUGGCACAAACGAAGGAGUCACGACAAAAAACAAGUGAGAGUACUUAAUAAUCGCACACAUAACGCGCAAGAGGUAGGGAAGAAUGAUUCCCUGAGAGUAUAA
Messenger RNA from Danaus chrysippus (African queen), 1770 nucleotides. The record is from the annotation of a GenBank genome assembly. NCBI's taxonomy places the organism in Eukaryota, Metazoa, Arthropoda, Insecta, Lepidoptera, Nymphalidae.